UGACCUUGGCGUCAACACCACAACACCAGGGGAGGCAGGUGGCACUACAGGACCUGGCAGCUGACAUGUACACCUAACCCUGCCUCAACUACCCUCUACAACCAUGGACUCGGACCCGGAGAACCUGGAUAAGCAGUUCAGAUGAAACAAAAACACCGUGAGCCCUAAAAUUGACAACAGCUGCUGCUUCAUUGGCCAAAAUGUGCUGAAUAAUGCAACGGCCAGCCAAUGUACACAACCGCCUGCUACUGCGUCAUGCCAGCCAAAAUUCCCUUGAUGAGAGUUCUCAGAAACACAUUCCACGCUCAGAGACCAAGCACAAGCUGCCCUACAGAAACCCUCAACAUUUCCCUCGAGCAUUUGAUAAUUUGAAUUUGAUGCGAAGACAAAGUCAGCUGUGCGAUGUUGUAUUAGUUGCAGACAGUACAGAAGUUCCAGCCCAUAAGAUGGUGUUGGCUUCAUGCAGUCCAUACUUCCAUGCUAUGUUUACUAGUUUUGAGGAAAGUCGACAAGAGAGAAUAGUAUUACAAGAUAUUGAUGGUAGUGCAUUGCAACUUCUUAUUGAUUAUGUAUACACAGCAGAAGUUUUGGUCACAGAGGAAAAUGUUCAGGUUCUUCUCCCAGCUGCUAAUCUUCUUCAGCUGACAGAUGUUCGAGAUGCUUGUUGUGACUUCCUUCAGUCUCAGCUCCACCCCACAAACUGUCUUGGUAUUCGAGCCUUUGCAGAUCUUCAUGGGUGUCUCGAGUUACUGUCCAUAGCAGAAAGUUACGUUGAACAGCAUUUUACAGAGGUGGUCGAGUGUGAAGAGUUCCUAUCCUUAACUUCUCAACAAGUCAUCAAACUUAUCUCAAGUGAUAGACUCACCACACCAUCUGAAGAAAAGGUAUUUGAAUGUGUGAUGAGCUGGGUGAGUGGUGAUCUGACCAACCGAGAACAGUAUCUAGCAGAACUGAUGGAAUAUGUACGUCUGCCACUACUCUCUCAGGACUAUCUCAUCCAGCGGGUGGAAGAAGAACCCCUUCUGAAACAAGAUACUCAGUGUAAAGAUUACCUAAUAGAAGCUAUGAAGUUUCAUCUGUUAAAAGGUGAACAGAAGGCACUAUUUAAGUCUCCAAGAACCAAACCCCGGCAGCCUGUUGGUCUUCCUAAGGUAAAUUUUAGCGAAGUUCUACUGGUGGUUGGUGGACAGGCUCCUAAGGCAAUUCGCAGUGUAGAGUGUUAUGACUUCAAGGAUGAACGGUGGUUUCCUGUGGCAGAAAUGCCAACAAGACGUUGCAGAUGUGGCAUAGCUGUAAUCAAUGGGAAAGUUUAUGCCGUCGGAGGUUUUAAUGGCUCUUUACGUGUACGUACUGUGGAUGUUUAUGACCCCACUCGAGAUUCUUGGUCUUCCUGUGCCAGUAUGGAAGCACGACGAUCAACACUGGGUGUAGCAACUCUUAACAGCUGUAUAUAUGCCGUGGGUGGAUUUGAUGGUUCUACUGGUCUGAACAGUGCAGAGAUGUACGACUCAAAAGCUUAUGAAUGGCGGAUGAUUGCCCCAAUGUCAACUCGGCGGUCAUCAGUUGGAGUAGGAGUUGUGAGCGGGCUUCUCUAUGCAGUUGGAGGAUAUGAUGGAGCAUCACGGCAGUGUUUGGCAUCAGUAGAAUGUUACAGUCCAGAUUCUGAUGUGUGGUCAUCAGUAUCAGAGAUGUCAGCACGCAGGAGUGGCGCAGGGGUAGGAGUGCUGGAUGGUCUCCUGUAUGCUGUUGGGGGUCAUGAUGGUCCACUGGUGAGGAAGAGUGUAGAAGUUUAUAAUCCUGACACCAACAGAUGGAACCCCGUUGCUGACAUGAACCUUUGUCGUAGGAAUGCAGGUGUGAUUGCCCUCAAUGGGUUGCUCUAUGUAGUUGGCGGAGACGAUGGUACCUCCAACUUAGCAUCAGUGGAGGUCUUCAACCCAAAAACAGACGUGUGGACUCUACUGCCGGCACACAUGGGCAUUGGCAGAUCCUAUGCAGGUGUAGCUAUUAUUGAUAAACCGGGUUUCUGAGACGAGGCAGAGGGUGCAGGGGAGUGACUUCUGUGAUUAUUGAUAUAUACAGUACAGUAUACCCAGUGGACUACACUAGAAUAAUUUGGGUACUCUUAAGUUAGUUCAUGGUAAAUUAAGUUCUAUAUUGCCAUCCACUUAAGGUUUAUUAUUCACAGAAUCGUGGACAGUAUAAAACAUAUCUGAUAUGCUAGCAGCCUUAAGUUAAUGGUUAUAAUUUUUUGCAUCCUAUUAUACAUCAUUGGUGUUACGAGCUGAAGAUGGUUAUUGGUGCCAUUAUUUAUUAUUUCUGAGAGUUAUAAAAUGGUAAUGGUUUAGAAUAGAAAACUAAAUUGUUUAAAGGGAAUACAGUAUAGCUAAAAAAAAUAUUAGUUUUUUUUUUUUACUUUUACAUGAAAAAUGGUA
Homarus americanus (American lobster) is the source of this 2435-nucleotide messenger RNA. It is a transcript of the gene kel, whose product is annotated as ring canal kelch homolog. Lineage: Eukaryota; Metazoa; Arthropoda; Malacostraca; Decapoda; Nephropidae. The coding region runs from base 213 to 2030 and encodes 605 amino acids. Gene Ontology annotation, molecular function: protein binding. The transcript is spliced from 15 exons. The record is from RefSeq and is a predicted model, not a curated record.